This is a messenger RNA of Pyrus x bretschneideri (Chinese white pear), 824 nucleotides long. RefSeq names its product ethylene-responsive transcription factor ERF098-like. The coding region runs from base 148 to 609 and encodes 153 amino acids. Gene Ontology annotation, molecular function: DNA-binding transcription factor activity; DNA binding. The transcript has a single exon. The record is from RefSeq and is a predicted model, not a curated record. Lineage: Eukaryota; Viridiplantae; Streptophyta; Magnoliopsida; Rosales; Rosaceae. Gene Ontology annotation, biological process: ethylene-activated signaling pathway; regulation of DNA-templated transcription.
GACUCACAAACACAAUCAAAGUUAAAAUGGCAUAUGACCCCAUUGACCCCAUUUAUAUAUAGAAUCUAUAAAUGCCUAAAACGGGAUACAUUGCAAUGCCACCAAAUUUGAGACCAAACAAAGGUGCGUUAAAUCAAGCUAGAAAUUAUGGAAAACCCUCGCAGAGGAGAGGAUCCAGAGAAGCAAGGAAAGCAAGAGAAGGGAAGCCAAGAAGUACGUUACCGCGGGGUCCGAAGAAGGCCGUGGGGGAAGUUUGCUUCUGAGAUAAGAGACCCUUCUAAGCAAGGUGCUCGUCUGUGGCUUGGUACAUUUGACACCGCUGAGGAAGCUGCAAGGGCUUAUGAUAAUGCUGCCUUUAAUUUAAGGGGUCAUCUUGCCAUACUAAAUUUUCCAAAUGAGUAUUAUGCUCAAGUUAUGGGCUCUCCUCCUUAUCCUCCUAGAUUCUCGACACUUCCUUCUUCUUCUUCUUCCACUUCAUCAUCUUCUGCCGCUGCACCCGGUGGAAGUUCAUCUGCUGGACAGGGGAGCAGGCAAGUGUUUGAGAUUGAGUACUUGGAUAACAAGGUGUUAGAGGACCUUCUUGAUUAUGAAGAGGAGAAGAAAAAAUGAAAGUGUAAUUGAGUUGUAGAACUUCUUCUUUUUUUUCCCUUUUUUUUGAUGUUUUUGUUGAGCACGUUUCCCUUCUAAAGAUAGUUAUCUGUUUUUCAGCCAUUCUUUUAAGUCUUUAACAAGUCUUCCAUCAUCUGGGGGGAAAUUUUAUGAUAUUUUAGUAAUCACUUAACAUAAUUGUUUAUAGAUUGGUAGUCCUCACUCUUCACUGAAUA